Molecule: messenger RNA, 2718 nt
Organism: Myotis brandtii (Brandt's bat)
Lineage: Eukaryota; Metazoa; Chordata; Mammalia; Chiroptera; Vespertilionidae
Gene: LRRC14
Product: leucine rich repeat containing 14
Exons: 4
Coding region: 686-2167 (493 amino acids)
Cellular component (GO): cytoplasm
Molecular function (GO): kinase binding
Source: RefSeq, a predicted model, not a curated record
GCACAGGCUCCUCCCCCGGUGACCACACGGGCUGCUUGCGUUUCCUCUCGUGACAGGUGCUCGGUGGGUCUGUCCUUUCUCGGCGAGGGAUGCAUCGUCCUCGCGAGAUUUGUCCACGGGCAGAGCGCGGCCGAGGCUGGCGUCAGGGCUUCUCGGGAGCCGCUGUGCUCAGGGCUUAGGUUCUGUGUGAGGUCUGGGGCCAGACGCCCUUCCCCGCCCAGGCUUCCAUCACCCAGGCUGCGGCCCUGGCCGGGGAGGCCUCGUCCCUCGUCAUCUGUUCUGCUUCCUGGGACCGGGCGGCAGUUCGGGGAUGAGGUGCCCUGAGUCAGCCGCAGAGCUGACACAGGUUCCUGCGGCCGGAGGCAUCUUCUUGUGCCUCCCGUUAGCUUGAAUGCCCCUUUGCAGUGGCCUCUAACUAUUUGAGCAGUUUUCUGGCCUGGGGCCUCCUGCAUCUAUGGAUUUGAAACUUGGUUUCUUGACUUGGUUCUUCAGGGAGGAGGGGGAUGUUUAGACAGCUGCUAAGGCCCUGUCGGUGAGGGUUGCUUUCCAGGGGUGUCCAUGCCUAGCAACCCUGGUGUUUACUGAGGAGCAUCUGUGUGUCCAGCUCCUCUCUUCUGCUGCGCAGGGUCCUGGGACAGCCUGCGGUAGCUUCUGAGGAGGGUGGCCUCCUGCCCUGCCCGGCGCCAUGCACACGCUUGUGUUCUUGAGCACGCGGCAGGUGCUCCAGUGCCAGCCCGCGGCCUGCCAGGCUCUGCCCCUGCUCCCACGCGAGCUCUUCCCCCUGCUGUUCAAGGUGGCCUUCAUGGACAAGAAGACUGUUGUGCUACGCGAACUGGUGCACACAUGGCCCUUCCCCCUGCUCAGCUUCCAGCAGCUGCUGCAGGAGUGUGCCCAUUGCAGCCGGGCCCUGCUGCAGGAGCGGCCCAGCACAGAGAGCAUGCAGGCUGUGAUCCUGGGGCUCACAGCCCGGCUCCACACCCCAGAGGCUGAGGCUGGCACACGGUCUUUCUGCAGGAAGCACGCACUGCGGGUGCUGGACAUGACGGGCCUCCUGGACGACGGUGUGGAGCAGGACCCUGGCACCAUGAGCAUGUGGGACUGCACAGCAGCCGUGGCCCGCACAUGCAUCGCGCAGCAGCAAGGUGGGACUGUGGAGCCUGGGCCGAGCCCUGCUCCCGUGGAGGUGCGUGUGGACCUUCGGGUGAACCGGGCCUCUUACGCGUUCCUGCGGGAGGCCCUCCGUAGCAGCGCAGGCAGCCCGCUGCGGCUCUGCUGCCGGGACCUGCGGGCUGAGGACCUGCCCAUGCGAAACACUGUGGCCCUGCUGCAGCUUCUGGAUGCAGGCUGCCUGCGCCGUGUGGACCUGCGCUUCAACAACUUGGGCCUGCGUGGCCUGUCUGUCAUCAUCCCACACGUGGCCCGCUUUCAGCACUUGGCCAGCCUUCGGCUGCACUAUGUACACGGGGACUCACGGCAGCCCUCCGUGGAUGGCGAGGACAACUUCCGAUACUUCCUGGCCCAGAUGGGCCGCUUCACCUGUCUGCGGGAGCUCAGCAUGGGCUCCUCUCUCCUCUCAGGGCGGCUGGACCAGCUGCUCAGCACCCUGCAGAGCCCCCUGGAGAGCCUGGAGCUGGCCUUCUGUGCUCUGCUGCCGGAGGACCUGCGCUUCCUGGCACGCAGCCCCCAUGCCGUCCACCUCAAGAAGUUGGACCUGAGUGGCAACGACCUGUCGGGCAGCCAGCUGGAGCCUUUCCAGGGUCUGCUGCAGGCGGCGGCGGCCACACUGCUGCACCUCGAGCUGACCGAGUGCCAGCUUGCUGAUACCCAGCUGCUGGCCAUGCUCCCUGUGCUGACCCGCUGCGCCAGCCUCCGCUACCUCGGCCUCUAUGGCAACCCACUGUCCAUGGCAGGUCUUAAGGAGCUCCUGCGGGACUCGGUGGCACAGGCCGAGCUGCGCACAGUGGUGCACCCCUUCCCUGUGGACUGCUAUGAGGGCCUGCCCUGGCCGCCACCUGCCUCUGUUCUGCUGGAGGCCUCCAUCAAUGAGGAGAAAUUUGCCCGUGUGGAGGCUGAGUUGCACCAGCUGCUGCUAGCCUCGGGCCGUGCCCAUGUGGUCUGGACCACGGACAUCUAUGGUCGCCUGGCUGCAGACUACUUCAGUUUGUGAUCUCUGGGCUUCUGGGUGAGAAACAGGCUGUCCCAGAGUCCAGGGCUGCUGGAGGCCCCUCCCCCUCCUGGGUAGGCACAGCCUUGGCUGGGACCCUGUUAGAGGCCUGACGCAGAGGCACUGGUGUCUGGGUUUGUGCCCCUCGGGUGCACCUUGAGCCUCCCUGCGCAGUUUUGCCCUGCACUUGCUCCCCUGACUGUUCACCCGUCUGUGGGCCUGAGGUCUGAAUUCCAGACCUGCCCAGCCCUGCUUGCUUAGUCUGCACUUGGCUACCCUCUGGUGUCCUCGUCCUCUUCAGAAUGCUCCUGGGGUCCCAUCUCUGAGCUGAGAGAGGGUGUUCCCUCUGGGCCCUUUUCCAGAGCAGACUGCCCUGUGUUGCAGUUGGGACUUGGCCUGCUUCAAGGAGGUUGGCCCUCUGCGCUGGGGCCUGUCAUGAUUUCCCUGCCCUGGCACUCAGGAGACUGUCGGCUGGGCUUUGGGGCCAGACCAUGUUAUUACGGUACAAAUGCGCAGUGUGUUUGGAACUUAAAUUUGUGGCUGUUUUUUCUGUC